This is a messenger RNA of Ricinus communis (castor bean), 2201 nucleotides long. Its product is annotated as NEDD8-activating enzyme E1 regulatory subunit AXR1. Gene Ontology annotation, molecular function: NEDD8 activating enzyme activity. Bases 214 to 1785 code for a protein of 523 amino acids. Gene Ontology annotation, biological process: protein neddylation. The transcript has 15 exons. Lineage: Eukaryota; Viridiplantae; Streptophyta; Magnoliopsida; Malpighiales; Euphorbiaceae. Gene Ontology annotation, cellular component: cytoplasm. The record is from RefSeq and is a predicted model, not a curated record.
CGUUUUCCUGUUAAAGGAGAGAGGCGAGUAAAACACAUUAAAAACGACAUCGGUUCAUAUUUAUCUCUGUAGUUGUCCUCUUCGUUCUUAAAGCGCUAAGCUAGUUAUUCUUUGUCACUCGCGCACUGCGUAGCUGCCAAGCGAGAAGCUUAACGGCCUUGAAGACAGAAAAAAUAUUGGAACAGUAACCAAACACACGAAAGGCAAACACAAAUGGCGGAGGCAAAAACGAAAUACGAUCGUCAACUCAGGAUAUGGGGUGAGCAAGGACAGGCAGCUUUAGAGAAAGCAAGCAUAUGCUUACUUAACUGUGGCCCAACAGGUUCCGAGACCUUAAAAAAUCUUGUUCUUGGUGGAAUUGGAUCUAUCACAGUGAUUGAUGGUUCUAAAGUCGAAACUGGUGAUCUUGGGAAUAAUUUCAUGGUGGAUGAAUCAAGUGUUGGUCAACCAAAAGCGAAAUGUGUGUGUGCAUUUCUUCAAGAGCUAAAUGAUGCUGUCAAAGCUAAGUUCAUAGAAGAGCAUCCUGAGGCUUUAAUUGAGACAAAUCCAUCUUUUUUUUCUCAGUUCACUUUGGUAGUAGCCACUCAGCUGGUGGAAGAUUCAAUGGUAAAGCUUGACAGGAUAUGUAGGGAGGCAAAUGUUAUGUUGAUAUUUGCACGCUCCUAUGGCCUUGCUGGAUUUGUUAGAAUCAGUGUGAAGGAGCAUACAGUGAUAGAGUCAAAACCUGAUCAUUUUCUUGACGAUCUUCGGUUGAAUAAUCCAUGGCCUGAGCUCAAAAGUUUUGCAGAAACCAUUGACUUAAAUGUGGCAGAUCCUGUUGCCCAUAAGCACACACCUUACAUUAUCAUUCUUGUUAAGAUGGCUGAUGAAUGGGCUAAAGCUCAUGGUGGUAGCCUUCCAUCAUCUAGGGAUGAGAAAAAACAGUUCAAGGAACUUAUCAAAGCUGGGAUGAUUGCAUUGGAUGAAGACAACUAUAGAGAAGCUACUGAGGCCUCUUUCAAAGUCUUCGCUCCUCGAGGAAUUAGUCCAGAUCUGCAGCAGAUAAUUAGUGAUAACCGUGCUGACCUUGAUUCUAGUUCAUCUAACUUUUGGGUGAUGGUGGCUGCUUUAAAGGAGUUCAUUGUGAAUGAAGGUGAUGGCGAGGCACCUCUUGAGGGUUCAAUACCAGAUAUGACAUCUUCAACAGAGCUGUAUGUAAAUUUGCAGAAGAUCUACCAAGCAAAAGCCGAGGCUGAUUUUCUUGUUAUUGAAAAACGAGUGCGGAACAUACUGAAGAAAAUAGGAAGAGAUCCUAAUAGCAUCUCAAAGGCAAUGAUAAAAUGCUUCUGCAAGAAUGCUAGAAAACUAAAGGUUUGCAGGUAUCGCCUUAUUGAGGAUGAGUUCAACAAUCCUUCCCUACCACAGUUGCAAAAGUAUUUAACUGAUGAGGAUUACAGUGUUGCCAUGGGGUUUUAUAUCCUGCUUCGAGCUGUUGACCGUUUUGCUGCUAAUUAUAACAGUUUUCCAGGGCAGUUUGAUGGGGCAAUGGAUGAAGAUAUAUCUCGAUUGAAAACUACGGCUGUCAGUCUGCUUAGUGACUUGGGUUGCAACGGCUCACCCUUGACUGAGGACCUUAUCAAUGAAAUGUGCAGGUUUGGUGCUUCCGAGCUUCAUGCAGUUGCUGCCUUCAUUGGGGGAGUUGCAUCUCAAGAAGUGAUCAAGCUAAUAACAAGACAGUUUGUUCCCAUUCCUGGGACCUUCAUUUUCAAUGGCAUUGAUCACAAAUCCCAAUUAUUGGCGCUGUAGAAUGCAUCAAAAUGCUCUUUUCAAGGGAUAGAGCAGUCGACCCUUUUGCAGGUAUCAAUCAUUACAUUACCUACUGGAGGCAUUCUAUGUAUCAUUGCUAGGCUCAUGGUAUUAUGCGGAGUUCUGGGGUGACAAGUGUUUGUAAUUUAGUCAUUGAUAUCAGACUUGGAAGAUUAAAAAAAGUAAACUCAAAGCAAAAGAAGGAAAAGGAAAACAGACAAUGAAUAGUACCAAAGGAAAUGGGAGAAUGUAGUGUCUGAGGAGGCUUGUCACCCUUUCUUUUUUUGACCCAUAUCUUUGUUGAGGGACAGAACAUAGAAUAUAACUGAAUGGUAAUAUCCUUGUUGAGUUGAGGUUUUCAUUUAGCUUCUUGGAAUAAUAUAUUGUUAAUAAUGGUGAAGACUUCUUAACUAGGA